AUGGAAGCAAACGAUUUGCCAAGUCUUUUGGAUCGUAAUAAAGAAUAUUUUGAUAACAUGUCAUCGGAAUAUGAUGCACAUCCUUUUCGUUAUCUUGUUGGAAAGAAAUGUGCAGAAGCAAUUUUGAAAGAGGUUGAAAACCUUGAAGGUUAUGAAGUUAUGGAUUUUGCUUGUGGAACUGAUUUAUGCGCACAUGUAAAAUCAAUUCUUGGAGUAGAUUUAUCUUCAAAGAUGGUAGAUGAAUACAAUAAAAAGGUUUGGCAACAAGGAAUUGACAAAGAAGAAAUGCAAGCAAUUUGUUUAGAAUUAAAAGAGUCCGAGGGAGACCAACUGAAUGGACGAAAAUUCGAUCUUGUUGUGUGUGCAUCAGCGUAUCAUCAUAUUGGGGAUGUUAAAUCAAUGACAAGAGUGCUAGCCAGUUACCUUAAACAAGAUGGAGAAUUAAUUGUUUUAGAUUUGAAAAAACAACCAGAAAUUUCACACAAGUUUCAUGGGGAAGCUAAUAAUUCUAUACAUCAUAAGGGAGGAUUUGAUCAAAAAGAUUUAGAAAACAUAUUCUUGGAAACUGGUAUGCUUAAGGACGUCAGCUCAAAGGUAGCAUUCACUUUUUCAAAACAGAUCGAAAAAGAUGAAGCAGAACAUACAUUUGAAUAUUUGUUGGAGAACGAUCGAUUAAGUUUAGGACACUAUGUUAUGAGAGAAAUAUGGCAAGCGAAUUUUUUAUCACCGAUUAGCGAUACUUUAAGAAAAGGUGCACGAGUUUUGGAUGUUGGUUCAGGUAACGGUACGUGGGUUUGUGAAUUGGCUGCUGACUAUCAAAAAUCCCAAUACGUUGGAGUUGAUAUCUUAAACCUUUAUCCGAGCAUAAGACCAUUCAAUGUUCAAUUCGUUCAACACGAUGUUUUGAAAGGAUUACCAUUUGAAGAUAAUUCAUUUGAUUUCGUACAUGUACGAAUAUUGGUAUUUGAUCUUAAAGAAUCUGGUUGGGACACCUUGUAUAAAGAAAUAUAUCGUGUUUUAAAACCUGGCGGUUGGUUAGAAAUAGUUGAUCCAGAACUUCAUUGGUACAAUUCAGGACCAGUUAUGUCAAAACUUUGUAAUUCAGUAAGUGACCGACUUCGUUCUCAGGGUGUAAACCCUCUUAUAGCAAAACGUCAUAAAGAAUCAAUGCUAUCAAUGCCAGGGUUAACACUAGUGCAACAAGAAGAGAGAAUUUAUCCACUUGGCCCAUGGGCGGGUAAAGUUGGAGUGAUAGCAGCAUCAUUUAUGAAAGAUACAUGUAAAGGGUUUAUAAAAUGGGUUUAUCCUAAAAGGAAUUUCGAAAAAGUGUUAAGUGAAUUAGAUAAAGAAUUCGAAACGUAUAAGUCUUAUUUUAUG
This is a messenger RNA of Racocetra persica, 1377 nucleotides long. The record is from the annotation of a GenBank genome assembly. NCBI's taxonomy places the organism in Eukaryota, Fungi, Glomeromycota, Glomeromycetes, Diversisporales, Gigasporaceae.